This is a messenger RNA of Cuscuta epithymum, 4937 nucleotides long. NCBI's taxonomy places the organism in Eukaryota, Viridiplantae, Streptophyta, Magnoliopsida, Solanales, Convolvulaceae. The record is from the annotation of a GenBank genome assembly.
CGGGCCCUAACAUUUCUUAGCAUUUUUAGCUGAAAUACCCCAAAAAACCGUUACAAGAGUAUUCUUUCCUCUCCCACCUGACAUUUUUAGCACAGUGCGGUGCUGCGGUGGCUAACAGAGGCUUUCGCCAAUCGCCACCCUAUCUUUGCUUUUAUGGAGCAGCGGCUUGCGUUUCUCCCGAGGCGAGGCCGACGGAAGAAGCAAACCAAAGUAAAGUGCACUUUUUUCCUUCUCUCUUUGCUGAAAAAGCAAACCAAACUCGAUGACGAAGAGGGCUUUAUUUGCUGGACAAGCCCUCUUUCACAAAAGGAGAAGAAGAAAGACAUUUGACAGAGACAAUUUGUUAGACGAACAAACCAAAAUCUCGAGCGGGCAUUGAAGUUAAUUUGAAUUAAAGGCGGCGUACCAUCACAUCCAAUUCUUUACUUGCUGGAUGAGAAUCCAAAAGCUAAUAAAGCUCCUCACUCACUUGCCUCGCAAUUCUCCAAAGUAAAUCCUCCACUGCCCUCUUCCGUGUAUAUAUACGCACUUGAUCCGUGAUGCAGCUGAUGUGCAUUUUCCCUUUGUUCUUCUUCCUCAAUCAGUUUCUCUGGAUUUGAAGCAGAAUAAGAGGGGCUAUAAUCGGAUAUUGUUAUUUCUGCUGGUGUUUCUCAAUCUCAAGUCAUGGCCAGUACCAGUGGUACUAAGUCGGGUAUGGGUUCCCGAAGGUUGAAUAGGGCAGGCACUAUGCUGGAUCCCGCUGUAGGAGAAGACUGGACCAACUUCAAUAGUGAGAAAGUCCCCGCCGCUAUCGAAUCCAUUGCUCCCAUCCUCCGCGCAGCAGAUGAAUUGGAGAAAGAAGAUAGUAAAAUUGCUUAUUUGUAUUUUCAUGAUCAGAAGCCAAUUUUGCAAAGGCUUCUUUUUGCCUUAAAGUUGGUGGAACUAUGAAAGAUGUAGAGCUUGAUACAAAUUUUGCACUGUUAUUGAUACUGCAAUGGGAUUUGUUCAAAUUGGGGGUUUUAAUUAAAAAAGUUUACACAGGCCGAUUUGUUGCAUUUGAGAAGGCUCAUACUUUGGAUGCGAAUUCAAUUGGACGUGGUGUUAGACAAUACAAGACUUACCUGUUAAGCUUAGUACAAAAGGGAGGGGGAGCGCCUAUACUAAUCCUAACUUCAAUUAUUAUACUCUUAAUGGCACCCAUUGGGAAAAAUAAAGCUCUUCUAAAAAAAUACCCUUAAAACUUAAACAUCAUAGCAAAAACAACCCCUCUAUACUAAAACACCCAAGUAAUAAAUGUUUGGAUAGUAAUUCCACAUAUUUUUUUUGUUAAAGUAUUUUAUUAUUACCAACAUCAUCAUCAUCAUGUGACGGCCGGGUCAUUGCUUACACUGAUAACCGAAGAAGUUGUGCCAUCUUCUAGUUGAAAGUAAAAGGGAAAAUUGUCAAUUUGGUCCUCGUACUUUCACGAAAAAGUCAAUUAGGUCCUUGUACUUUUAAAAAAAUCAAUCAAAUCCCCGAACUUUGUAAAAACGUUCAAUUGAGUACAUUUGCAGGUUACUUGUCAUGUCAUCAGGUCACCCGCUGACGUGGCGCACAUAUGGCGGUCCACGCGUACUGCGCCACGUCAUCAACAAUAAAUUUCUGUUGGCGCACAUUUGCAGGAUCAUUGAGCAGAUAUUUGACGAAGUAGAUGACAGCAUAAAAGAGAAAAAAUUUCUUAGAAGAUUCAAUUUGAAAAAGCUCCCUUUACUGAACAAUAAAUUGGAGACGUUUUUAGAUAUUAUGGUAAAUGACAGUGAAGUCCAUGGGGAUGAGACGCAGAGAAAGUCACGAUUGGUAACUCUCCUCCAGGAUGCUUUUGAAAUUUUCAUUCAGGAUGUAAUGGUUGAUGGAAAUAAAAUCAUGAAAGGAUCCCAGAAAAAAAUGAAAGGCGAGGAAAAAUUUCAGAAUAUAAACAUGAAAAUAUGUAAGACAUCUUGGUGGGAAAAGGUUGUUAGGCUCCAUUUGCUAUUGACAGUAAAGGAGUCUGCAAUGAAUGUGCCAAUGAAUUUAGAAGCGCGUCGAAGAAUGACCUUUUUUGCGAACUCUUUGUUCAUGAAAAUGCCAUCUGCCCCAGAAGUUCGAAAUAUGCUGUCUUUCAGUGUUCUAACUCCAUAUUAUAAAGAGGAAGUUAAGUAUUCUAUGGAUGAACUUAACAAGGAAAAUGAAGAUGGCAUAUCAACUCUCUUUUACCUUCAGAAGAUCUAUCCAGAUGAAUGGAAGAACUUUCAGGAUCGCAUUGACAAACUCCACCUUAAACCCGGUGAUGAGAAGGAGAUUGAAGUCAUUGAACUCACUCGGCAAUGGGUUUCCUACAGAGGCCAGACACUUUCCAGAACUGUAAGAGGAAUGAUGUACUAUAGGAAAGCUAUUGGGCUUCAGUACUUCCUUGAGAAUGUGGAUGAUAAAGAUAUAUUUGGCGGCUAUCGUCGUACAAUGGAUAUAAAUAAUCCUGAGUCUGGACUGAAUGAAGUAGAAAAGGCAUGGGCAGAUUUGAAGUUCACCUAUAUUGUCUCUUGUCAGUUGUAUGGUAGUCAGAAGAAAUCCAAGGACGCAAAAGAGCAUAAUCUUUACGCAAAUAUUCUUAAUCUCAUGUUGGAGCAUCCAUCAUUGCGUGUUGCUUAUAUAGAUGAAAAGGGAGAGACAGUUGACGAUAAAGAAGAAAAGUUUUACUACUCCGUUCUUGUCAAGGGAGGAGAUAAGUUGGAUGAGGAAAUAUAUCGAAUCAAGCUUCCUGGUCCUCCAGUAGUAAUUGGUGAAGGAAAGCCUGAAAAUCAAAAUCAUGCCAUUAUUUUCACUCGUGGAGAAGCCCUUCAGACCAUAGACAUGAAUCAGGAUAACUAUUAUGAAGAAGCAUUCAAAAUGAGAAAUGUAUUGGAGGAGUUCACGAAAACUCAUCACGGGCAACGUAGGCCAACAAUAUUAGGAUUGAGGGAGCACAUUUUUACUGGAAGUGUCUCUUCACUCGCAUGGUUCAUGUCCAAUCAGGAGACUAGUUUUGUAACUAUUGGACAGAGAGUUAUGGCAAGCCCUUUAAGGGUGAGGUUCCACUAUGGCCAUCCUGAUAUAUUUGACAGGAUCUUUCACUUGACAAGAGGUGGCAUAAGUAAAGCCUCAAAAACUAUUAACUUGAGUGAAGACAUAUUCUCAGGUUACAAUUCAACAUUACGAGGAGGGUAUGUGACACAUCAUGAAUAUAUUCAAGUGGGCAAGGGACGUGAUGUGGGGAUGAAUCAAAUAUCUCUUUUUGAAGCAAAGGUUGCAAACGGAAAUGGUGAACAAACGCUUAGCCGUGAUGUAUACAGGCUUGGACGCCGGUUUGACUUCUAUAGGAUGUUAUCAUUCUACUUCACCACCAUUGGUUUCUACUUUAGUAGCAUGGUUACUGUGUUAACCGUUUAUGUAUUUCUAUAUGGCCGUUUGUAUAUGGUCUUGAGUGGGUUGGAAAAAUGGAUUCUGGAGGAUCCUUCUGUUAGUGAGGCUAAGGCUCUCGAAGAGACUUUGGCGACCCAGUCUGUGUUUCAGCUAGGUUUAUUACUAGUAUUUCCUAUGGUAGUGGAAAUUGGAUUGGAGAGAGGAUUUCUCACUGCUAUUGGAGAUUUCAUAGUAAUGCAAUUGCAACUUGCUUCUGUUUUCUUCACGUUCCAGCUAGGAACAAAAGCGCAUUACUAUGGCAGAACUCUUCUACAUGGAGGUUCCAAGUACCGGGCUACUGGUCGAGGUUUUGUUGUUUUCCAUGCCAAGUAUGCUGAUAACUACAGACUCUACUCUCGCAGUCACUUUGUGAAGGGUCUCGAGCUGUUGAUGUUGUUAGUUGUUUAUGAAGUUUAUGGGGAAUCAUAUCGGAGUUCCAAGCUGUACUGGUUUAUAACUGUAUCGAUGUGGUUUUUAGUUGGGUCGUGGCUGUGUGCUCCUUUCGUGUUCAAUCCAUCUGGAUACGACUGGCAGAAAACGGUGGAUGAUUGGACUGACUGGAAGAGGUGGAUGGGGAACCGUGGUGGCAUUGGGAUUUCUGCUGAUAAAAGUUGGGAAUCCUGGUGGGAUGAAGAACAAGAACAUCUGAAUCACACCAGUAUAAGGGGUAGAUUGCUUGAGAUCAUCCUUUCACUUCGGUUUUUCAUUUACCAAUAUGGAGUUGUCUAUCACCUUGAUAUAGCUCAUGGAAGCAGGAGUGUACUGGUGUAUGGACUUUCUUGGUUUGUUAUGGUCACUGUUCUUCUUGUCCUUAAGAUGGUUUCAAUGGGAAGGCGGAGAUUUGGCACUGACUUUCAGCUCAUGUUCAGAAUUUUGAAGGCACUUCUAUUCCUUGGUUUUUCAUCCGUCAUGACUGUGCUUUUUGUGGUCUGUGGCCUCACUGUGAGCGAUUUAUUUGCCGCUCUUCUGGCCUUUUUGCCCACAGGCUGGGGUCUUCUACUUAUUGGACAAGCAUGCAAGCCGUGUCUAAAAUGGGUCGGAGUGUGGGACUCAGUGCGGGAGUUGGGAAGAGCAUAUGAGUGUAUCAUGGCACUUGUAAUCUUCUUGCCUACAGUCAUCUUUUCUUGGUUCCCAUUUGUUUCAGAAUUCCAGACAAGGUUGCUCUUCAAUCAAGCUUUCAGCAGAGGCCUCCAGAUUUCCAUGAUUCUUGCAGGGAGGAAAGAUGAUUUAGCCAGCAAAUAACACCCGCCCUCAAGUGCUUUCCAGAUGCAAAAAUAGAAAUAGCAAGUAUUCUUAGGCACUGUUAGGCUAAUUAUUGUUUUGUUAUUUACAUGCUUCAGCUGGAAUGCUUACAAUAGUUUAUAUUAUGCAAGUUUUUUAUUUUCGUAAUUGUGAAAUGAAUCAGUAGAAAGUUGUCAAAUUAUAAUUGGUACAUUUAGUCCUUAAACUUCAUGAAGUUCACAUUUAAGUAAUUUUGGGAAACUAAUAAAAACUACGAAAACUGC